AUGGAUCGCCGUGUCCACAAACCCGUUGGCAUCGCCAAUGGCGUCAUCAAUGCCGCUGCAAAAUCAACUGUUCAGUUGCACUGCGUUCCCCUUGUUGGCCAACCGAUGCCAGUUUCAGUGGUGCACGAUGCCAACCGAAUCUUGAACGUCAUAACAGAGAUUGUUCACGAUCCUGGUUGCUUAGCCAACAGCCCCAUCGAUGCACUCCUCGAUCCCUCUACACUCAUUCUCACUGUAAGGACGGCUCUUGCUUACGGUGAACCGAUCUCACUUGAACUUCUGCGUGAUGCCAGCCGACAUUUUGGCCACGAUUGCCUUGCGUACCUUGAGUCUCAACAUUACGAUAUCUCAAAGACAGUCUCUAUCAACAACAUACAAUACUAUGUUUUUCGAGGUGAAAAUCAAGAGAUAUCUGAUUCAAAGGCUUCCGUCCAAGUUUUCCGCCAACCAAACAAUACUACGGUUGACGGUAUCAAAGACUGUAGCCAUGGAACGCAGAAUGAUGGAUGCCAACGUGUUCUCGGUGGUUCGAACCCAAUAAACCUCGACCGCAAGGACAAAUUACUCAAGCACCAACACCAAAAUGGCUUCUCUGCCGAUACCCCUGUCCAGCAUAUUGUCAAGGACGAAUUGACCUGCAAUAUGUUGACUCGGAAUGGCAUCAAGCAUCUUACAUGUGUUGAAGUUUCCGUUUUCAAUGAAUUCAAACAAUUCGCAGGCAAGAUCGACCUUCUCGUUCAAUCUCAACCCACUCCACGAAAGAAGACCCUUUGCCUGCUUUGGCCUAUAAUCAUGGUCAUUGACGCACAACAUAAAGCUUCAAGAAGUUACGAACACACAGCACGGCGCAACCAAGAAGGAAGGCAAGACUAUCAAUCAACACGUUUUGUCUCUCCCUGCUUGACUGGUAACACCGUACCUGAUCUUGCAACUCGUGUGGCUCGACAACAGACUCUGACCCCAAUCUUGAUCUACAUUGCUAGCACCAAACUCCAGAACAAACUCCGCCUGGACCGCUUGAGGUUUCUCGUCAUGGACGAAUGUCAUACGCUACUGAAGCUUGACAUUGCAACUAGCAAACGUAACUGGAUGCGGAAAGCAUUGCUCCGGGCUUUCUUCCUAGCAGAAGGUUGGAACCAUUCUCGAAACGGACAGCAUGUCACAAGACUGUUCAUGUCGGAAAUCCUCGAUAAUGACCAAGAGGAUGUCGUCGAACAAUGGACCAGACCAGGCGCACUCAAAUCCAUCGUGUGCGGUCUCACUCCGACAUCUGCUCCGUUGCCUGGAACUAGGGCUACUUCUGCUGCUGGAGCCCGCCAUCCUCAGAUUCCGGAGUCCUCAUCAAGCUCGUCGAAAAAAUCCAGUUCGACAGCUCUCGAUGGUGUCGCUCCGGUGAAUUUGGCGAGUCCAUUUCUUGCACAUCUUCUGACCCCACCGGAGAAAUCAAUAGCGUCGAGGGCUGCUAUGAAGGUCGAAAGCCCAACGCUCAUGGAUCUUGAGACACCUUUGGAGAAUUCAAUAAUGUCCAGGUGUCUUAUUCCUACGAAAUUCGAAAGUCCUCUGCUCAUAGAUCUUGAAACACCUUUGGAUAACUCAACAGCAUCUGAUGGUGUUGCUCCUGGGAGUUCUGAAAGUCCGUACCUUGCAGAUCUCAAAUCCCUUCAGGAGCACCCAACCUCUGAGGGUGCUGCUUCAACUGCUGGGAACGGAAAAUCAACUUCCUCUGAAUCCAACAGUGAGAGUGUUAAUAUCAAAAAGGCAAUUGUAGCAUGGUUUCGAUCUAUCCUACCCAGGCGAAAAAUGCGUCAGAAGAUGAACUCCCCCCCCUCCCCCCGGAAAGCUGAACGAUACAAGUCAGCCGGAAGAAGCAUCAGCACAGCACUCGCCUAUUAA
Molecule: messenger RNA, 1893 nt
Organism: Exophiala bonariae
Lineage: Eukaryota; Fungi; Ascomycota; Eurotiomycetes; Chaetothyriales; Herpotrichiellaceae
Exons: 3
Coding region: 1-1893 (630 amino acids)
Source: RefSeq, a predicted model, not a curated record